AUGAUGCUUCUUCCCUGCUUACUUCUCAUCCUUUCAGCCUGUGUUUCUGCAACACAGUACAGAAUCCCAAGGCUUAGUCCAACCGACAGAGAUUCUGAAGCUCUGUCCUCGCCUCUUUCGGAUGAUUUCAAGACAUUUUAUUACAACCAAACGUUAGAUCACUUCAAUUAUAGGCCUGAAAGCUACACGACGUUCGCUCAUAGAUAUAUAAUCAACUUUAAGUAUUGGGGCGGCGCAAAUUCCAGCGCUCCCAUUCUUGCCUACUUGGGAGCUGAAGGUCCACUGGAUAAUGAUUUGAACGUUGUAGGAUUCUCGACUGAUAAUGCUGCUCAGUUUGGGGCUCUUCUUGUUUAUAUUGAGCAUCGUUAUUAUGGGAAAUCGAUACCCUUUGGAUCAAGGGAGGUAGCAUUGAAGAAUGCAAGCACUUUAGGCUAUUUCAACUCUGCUCAAGCAAUAGCAGAUUAUGCGGAUGUUCUUAUACAUGUUAAAAAGGAGUUGCAUGCUAAAGAUUCUCCUGUGAUUGUUCUUGGUGGAUCAUAUGGUGGAA
Molecule: messenger RNA, 547 nt
Organism: Cucurbita moschata (crookneck pumpkin)
Lineage: Eukaryota; Viridiplantae; Streptophyta; Magnoliopsida; Cucurbitales; Cucurbitaceae
Product: dipeptidyl peptidase 2-like
Exons: 2
Biological process (GO): proteolysis
Molecular function (GO): dipeptidyl-peptidase activity; serine-type exopeptidase activity
Source: RefSeq, a predicted model, not a curated record